AUGGCGAUGGCGGAGGGUGGGGGCGACGAUCCGUCGCCGGACGACCGCCGUGAUGAGGGCCGUCCCCCCAGCCGCAACCUCAGCGGCACGCUGCUGGCGCUCGGGAAGAAGAUCACGGCGGCCGCAGCGGCGAUCGAGAGGGCGACCGGUGGGGUGAGCGAGUCGAUAUCGCGAACGGCAGCCUCGGCGGGGGAACUGCUGUCAGACAAAGAUUUGAGGCGCCAGGGGGCAUCCUUUAUAAUCAAGGAGGCGUCCAAGGGGCUGGGGAAAGGGGCCGAUUUGAUCAACAAGCAGAUUCAGAAGGGGAGGGGAGCGAUGCAGUGGGGUAUAUCGGAGGCGCCCAGGCACCUGCAGGCGGCCUUGGACAGGGUUCAGGCCAGGUUGCAUGCUCAGAGGCUGGCGGCGAUGCUAGAGGCUGAGAGGAACACGCCCGUGGACGUACAGAUAGGGAGGCAGGUGUACGAGGACGCGCCGCAGGACCUGAGGGGCCGGCUGUGGAUGGUCGUGCUGGAGAGGGGGGAGCUGAUUGAGGCACUCAGGGAGAUGCAUGGAGAAGGAGCAGGGGAGAGGGUGAGAUGGGAGGAUGUGAGCGGUCAUACGGGGGAGGAUGAUCCAGCCAGGGGGCGAAGAGAGCCCGAGGAGGAGAAUGAUGUGGAAAUUGUGGAGGAGAUUCAGAUGUGCGCGAUUCCUGGCCCUGGGGAGGGCAUGCCGCCGCAGCAGCUGCUACAGACGAGGCUCAGCGGUGGCAGCGGGGGGGGCAGCAUUCCCCGGCGGUCUUCGCGGGAGAUUCCGAGGCCCGGCGGCAGGGGUGCAGGGAGCGAGGCGGGGUCAGAGGGAUGGGAGGUGGUCGAGAGCCGCACGCAUCGGCUGGGGGGCUCUGGGGGCCGGGCGUCACCGUGCUCGCCCGCAGGUGCGGGCCAGCUGGACGAUGGGCAUCGGCGGGCGAUGCAGGAGGUGUUCGCGGCGAUGCUGCUGGUGCCCUGGCCGCUGCCGGGGGACUAUGCGCCUGACAGCCGGUACAGCACGUUGCUGCAGAUCACGGUGGGGCAGGACGAGGUGGACGAGAUCAUAUACAGGGACAUCCACCGGACCUUCCCCGAGCACCCCCAGUUCGCCGCCUCCCACGGGCAGAUGUCCCUGUUCCGAGCGCUCAAGGCGUACUCCAUCCACGACCUGGAGGUUGGAUACUGCCAGGGGAUGGCCUUUGUGGCGGGGGUGAUCCUGCUGUACCUUCCAGAAGAGCCUGCCUUCCGACUGUUCUGCCGGCUGAUGCAGCAGGAUGGGCCGAACUUGAGGCGGUACUACCUUCCUGGCCUGCAGUCUCUGCAGUGCGAGAUCUGGAAGUUUGAGUGGCUGCUGCAGCGACACCUAUCUGGCCUGCACGCCCAUUUGGAGGCCCACGGCGUGCCAGCACUGAUGUACUGCUCCCAGUGGCUGCUCACGGUCUUCUCCUGCCCCUUCCCGCCGGCUUUCUCUGCCCGCGUGAUGGACAUCAUGCUGUUGGAGGGCAAUGACGAUUGUCUGCUGCGCACAGCAAUAUCUGUCAUGGCCAACUGCUGUGAGGAGCUGGUGGACAUAGACGACUUUGAGGAGAUCAUAUCCGUGCUGAAGGUGGGGCCAAUAGACUGGCCAGUACGGCGCACGAGAAAGGUUCUGGAGCUGUCGCUGUCGGGGUUCAUCAAUGGGGAUGACCUGAGGGCUGCUCAAGAUGCGUGGGAGGCAGCGGAGGCGGCCGAGGUGGCAGAAGGGCAUGCCAAGGCCGUGCCUGCUCCGGAAAGUGAUAUGGAAGAAUUAGGAGAGGGCUGCUCUGUGCCAGAGGUCCAUUCAAAAGAUGCUGCGGACACAGAAGAUGAAGUGCCAAUGGCGCAUGGAGAGGGAGGGGCAGACGAAAAUGAUGGGGAAGAUGGUGCUGUGGUGACAGGCGGAGCAUCAGGACAGUGUUGUGACCAUUCGGUAGAGGGGUGUUCGACGGGCGCUGGGGAUAAGGCAGAGGGUGUCAAGGUAUCAGGGCAUGAACGUGUUGCUGUCAAGGAGAGUGGGGGCAAGGAAGGAAAAGUUAGGGGCGCAGCAAAAGAGAAGAGUGUCGCCAAGGUGAUGGGCAGCAAAGAAGGGUGCACACAGGUGGCACAAGGGGGGGCAGGGAGUGCUGAGGGGUCUUGA
This is a messenger RNA of Ostreobium quekettii, 2160 nucleotides long. The record is from the annotation of a GenBank genome assembly. Lineage: Eukaryota; Viridiplantae; Chlorophyta; Ulvophyceae; Bryopsidales; Ostreobiaceae.